Venustampulla echinocandica is the source of this 855-nucleotide messenger RNA. RefSeq lists its product as uncharacterized. The transcript has 3 exons. The record is from RefSeq and is a predicted model, not a curated record. Gene Ontology annotation, cellular component: endoplasmic reticulum membrane; endoplasmic reticulum. Lineage: Eukaryota; Fungi; Ascomycota; Leotiomycetes; Helotiales; Pleuroascaceae. Bases 1 to 855 code for a protein of 284 amino acids.
AUGGCAAUGUACAAAUAUGCAACCCUCGCAUUGCUUGCGCUCCGCACCGUCAGCGUUUUCGCGACAGAUGUUGUCGAAGAAAAGCUCGAGAGCCCUCCUGUGACCGCCAAUCUUGCCGUCUCGGUCUCUGCUUCCUUCCCUCAGUCCGAGGUCUUCGGCGUCAAGCUGAUUAAUGGCCACGCGACACAAGCCCUGGUGGAUUUCUCGAACGAUGAGUCCGAGCCAGUACAUGUAGCUAUUGUCGGAGGUGCAUUGUCAACUCUACAGCCGUUGAAGGCAGACUUGCACCCAAGUGCUGCCAUUGUCCGCAAUAUUACCGCUACUCGAUACGAUGUCGAGAUCCCAGCCGGCGAGAAGGCCACGCUUCCUUUCAGCUUCACCACCGACUUGAACCCGCAAGAUUUGCGCCUCAACCUCGUUGCUGUUCUGACCAGCAAGGCUGGCGAAGUUUAUCAGGUUCAGGCCUUCAAUGGGACGGUUAGUGUUGUUGAAGCUGCCACUAGCUUCUUCGAUCCCCAAAUUCUCUUCCUGUAUCUUGUACUCCUCGGCGCUGCUGGUGGAACUAUGUACUUUGUCUACAAGACCUGGAUCGAGGCUCUCUUCCCACAAACAAAGCGUGGAGGCAAAGGUGGAGAGCGCGCCAAGCGUUCAUCCGGAGGCUCGAAGAAGGCUGUCGCUCCCAAGGACCAAGUUUCCGUCAUUGGCGCAGAUGGACCCGCUGUCACCACCGGCGCAUUGGCUCAAAAGGCAUAUGAUGAGAGCUGGAUCCCCGAGCACCAUAUCAAUCGCCCAACCGCCAAGCGUGUCAAGAGCGGCGCAACCUCGAAAUCCAAAGCUCGUGCAGCUAGCCCUUAA